Messenger RNA from Suillus subalutaceus, 1628 nucleotides. RefSeq lists its product as uncharacterized. The coding region runs from base 117 to 1469 and encodes 450 amino acids. The transcript is spliced from 4 exons. The record is from RefSeq and is a predicted model, not a curated record. NCBI's taxonomy places the organism in Eukaryota, Fungi, Basidiomycota, Agaricomycetes, Boletales, Suillaceae.
GUAUGACAGUGUUUGACUCGCUACUAGCUACAUACGGUCCCGUGCCAUUUGUCUCUUUGAUUAACGUUAACCUCUGACUCUGAAGUUACAAAUAAUAACAAUCCAUAACUGUCGGUAUGGCUGAAGCGAGCACCACAGUCUCACUCCCUAUCGUGGAUGACUCGGAACAUGCAGCUGCAGAGUCAUCCCUUCCGUCAUUGGCCGUACCAUCACAUGCAAAGCAAAUAGGCGAAGUUUCAUCUCAGAAACCUUCUGGGAAAACUGAGGCUCAGGCUCCAGACGACAGCCCCGUUCCGCUCUCGUUCCCCGCAAUCUUGCGCAACCCAAAGCUUGCGGACCGAUAUGCCCACCUCCGCGAGCGUUCGGGAGCUGCGCCCCCCAAGACCUCGAUUUCUAAAGCGCGCCGGGACGAACAUGAGGGGAAGCGCUGGAUACGGAGGCGGGAAAAUGCUAAAUUUGCGGAUAACCCUCAUAUUGCGCCGCCCUCGCGUGGUGACCAUGCGGUACCGGUCCCCUUGAAGCUCUCCACUUUUCCCAUCCCGUUACCUCCGUAUCUUCCCCGGUCAUCCGUGCUACCGUCUAGUAUUCCUGGCUCUCGAGACCCUGCGAGUGCUUCUGCUGGACUGUUUUCCCUAUCAUUGAAAGGCGCCCGACGAGCAUUAAGAGCCAGACCAGGCGCCCGGAAUAUAGUGGACGCCAUUGAGGGUCAUUUGUGCACCUGGCUUGAGGGAGGGACGUACCCGGGAGAGGAACAGGGUAUGGUUUUUCCAGGGGAGUCGGUGGGAGGGAGGGAAGAUGUACUAGAGGUAAGCAGACGAGCGCUGAGUCUUGUGUGGGUUGUUGGGAAGGAUGGUGCGGAUGGUGCGUUUGAGAGGUAUGUGGUACAUUGUCUGGCUCGGUGGCAUGGGGUUGUUAGCUUCAGUAAAGAGGUCGACGGCCAACGCCUGACAUAUCUACUGCGACCCCAAGUCACGCAAGUCGUGGCCUCAACACUCGACACGCCCCCUGCGACAGACCUUUCCCAAGUUGAUACCGAAUCAGAUUUCGUGUCUGACAUUCACACGUCUGACCUGGAGUCCGACUUUGCAUCCGACAUAGAACAUGAAGCACACGCUGGAGAGCUCUCGGCAAUUUCGGAAGCACCUUCAUCCCCCACGGCAUGGUCUGUGAUCGGUGGAUCAGACUUUGAAUUCGACGAAGGGUUCGCGGCAUCUGUAGAGUCGCUCUCCCUAGAAGUGGAAGCUAAUAAUUUGGAGAGGACCCCACGCGCAACUGAUGUGCAAGGAAACGGCGGUGUAUACGUGCGGAAUACGCGUACCCGAUUCAGUGCGUGGAACGAGCCUCGGAGCGGGUCGUCGCCAUCAAGGUCCCCUGCGAGGAGACCGCUGCCUAUGCGAAGGAUGAAGCAACAAGGGAAGAAAACGGGGAAGAAUGCAAAGGGGACGUUUUAUGAUUAUUUAUUUGCCUGACUUGGCGUUGAGGAUCCUUUUUUCCCUGCCUGUUAACUAGUAAGGAUCUAUAUCGAGCUUGAUUUCAGCUGGAGAUCAUCGGUACCGGUUGACUUUCAUGUAUGUGAAAAGGCUUGCUAUGUAUUUUUAGGAAUAACAGAUUGUCUAAGUAUACCAUGA